AUGCCCAGCGCAACGGGCGCGAACUGGGAGAAGUACCAGAAACAAUAUGCCGACGAUGAGACACCCGAGAAGAAGAUCACACCUCUCACAGACGAAGACAUCCAAGUCCUAAAAACCUACGGCGCAGCGCCUUAUGCCAAUGCCCUCAAGAACAUCGAGAAACAGAUAAAGGACAAACAAACAAGCAUCAACGAGAAGAUCGGCGUGAAGGAAUCAGACACCGGCCUGGCACCACCGCAUCUAUGGGACACCGCCGCCGACAGGCAACGGAUGCAGGAAGAGCAGCCCCUCCAAGUCGCGCGAUGUACCAAGAUCAUCCAAGAUGAGAAGGACAGCGACAAGGCAAAGUACGUUAUCAACGUCAAGCAGAUCGCCAAAUUCGUCGUCAACCUCGGCGAGCGCGUCAGUCCAACAGAUAUCGAGGAGGGCAUGCGAGUAGGAGUGGACCGCCAGAAGUAUUCCAUCAUGCUACCGCUACCACCCAAGAUCGAUCCUUCCGUGACGAUGAUGACGGUUGAAGAGAAGCCCGAUGUGACAUAUAGUGAUGUUGGAGGUACUGGCAAGACACUCUGCGCACGUGCUGUCGCCAACCGAACAGAUGCUACCUUCAUCCGCGUUAUUGGAUCAGAACUUGUCCAGAAAUAUGUUGGAGAGGGAGCACGAAUGGUCAGAGAGCUGUUCGAGAUGGCUCGGACAAAGAAGGCGUGUAUCAUUUUCUUCGACGAAAUUGAUGCCGUCGGAGGUGCUCGGUUCGAUGAUGGGGCGGGUGGCGACAAUGAGGUGCAGCGAACUAUGCUGGAGCUGAUUACACAAUUGGAUGGCUUCGACUCAAGAGGAAACAUCAAGGUCAUGUUCGCCACCAACAGACCGUCAACGCUGGAUCCUGCGUUGAUGAGACCCGGCCGAAUCGACCGAAAGAUCGAGUUCUCGCUGCCGGAUCUCGACGGCCGAGCCAACAUUCUGCGCAUUCACGCCAAGAGCAUGUCGGUGGACCGCGACAUCAGAUGGGAGCUGAUCUCGCGUCUGUGCCCCAACGCUACGGGUGCAGAACUGCGAAGCGUAGCCACAGAAGCCGGCAUGUUUGCCAUUCGUGCGAGGCGGAAGGUCGCAACUGAGAAGGAUAUGUUGGCAGCUGUCGAGAAGGUCAUCAAGGGCAACAGCAAGUUUUCUAGCGUUGCCGCAUAUGCGCAAUACAACUAG
This is a messenger RNA of Cyphellophora attinorum, 1200 nucleotides long. RefSeq lists its product as uncharacterized. Gene Ontology annotation, biological process: proteasome-mediated ubiquitin-dependent protein catabolic process. Bases 1 to 1200 code for a protein of 399 amino acids. Lineage: Eukaryota; Fungi; Ascomycota; Eurotiomycetes; Chaetothyriales; Cyphellophoraceae. The transcript is spliced from 4 exons. The record is from RefSeq and is a predicted model, not a curated record. Gene Ontology annotation, cellular component: proteasome regulatory particle, base subcomplex. Gene Ontology annotation, molecular function: proteasome-activating activity; ATP hydrolysis activity; ATP binding.